Cuscuta epithymum is the source of this 2612-nucleotide messenger RNA. NCBI's taxonomy places the organism in Eukaryota, Viridiplantae, Streptophyta, Magnoliopsida, Solanales, Convolvulaceae. The record is from the annotation of a GenBank genome assembly.
AAAAUUAUGUUAACACUUGACUUCGCUUCACUUCCGAUACCUCACUCUCCACAGGAACUCUUACACCAUUUCGUUCCCCCAUAGAAAUUCAUCAGUUCAGAAUUUGAUGAUUCGAUCUACUUCAUCGAAGUGUAGUCAAACUUCUCAACUUUCUCCAUUGAGUUCGGCCAUGAGCGCAGGCAUUUCAUAGCAGAAUCAAUCUACUUCAUCUAAGUUUAGUCAAAUUUCUCAACUCUUUCCCUUGAGUUCGGCCAUGAGCGCAAGCAUUUCAUAGCAGAAUUAUAUAAAGUAUUAUUGGAUUUCUGGCCGAAGGGUAUCAUCAUCAAUUGAGAACACAAAGUUCGCUGUUUUCCGUUCCUAAGGGUUUUAUUCCUCUCUUGAGAACACAAUUACUAGACGACAAUGAUACUCUCGGGCAAGUGUGCAUGUGCGGUCUCAUUUCAACCAAGUCUGAUGUGAUGAACUCUAUUACAAUGAAAAUACUACGUAUAAAAGACUACUCAUCAUUUCCAUGGAAGAAAAGUUGAGAGCAUGCACACGCACCAAUAGAAGCUUCAUGCUCAAAGCUACCAAGCUUAUUGUUCUAUACAGCAGGAGAACAUAUCGCAGAUUCAUUUCCAUUGGAGGAUCAAUCCCAGUUGUAACCAGUCCAGCUCCUACUCAAGAAAACAUAACUCGUCUAAUACUUGAUCAAAAGUCUGUUUCUGAAGCUCUCCAAACUUUCAGAUGGGCAUCUGAUAUACCGCAUUUCACUCACUCUCGAUCCACAUUCCGAGCUUUGAUUCACAAGUUAUGUCUUUUCCGGCGUUUCGACAUUGCCUAUCAACUGCUAGACGAAAUGCGCACCUCAGCUUGUAUAACCCCGGAUGAAGGCAUUUUCAUUACUUUUGUCCGCGGUCUUGGCAGGGCUAGAAUGAUGAAGGAGGUGAUCCAAAUACCAGAAUUGGCAUCCAAGUUUGAUCUGAACCCUAGUCUAAAGCUCAUGAAUACUAUUCUUGAUGUUUUAGUUAAGGAAGAUAUUGAUAUUGCCAGAGAGUUUUACAGGAAGAAAAUGAUGGGAUGCAAUGGUGUACAAGGAGAUGAUUACACCUAUGCGAUUCUUAUGAAAGGGCUAUGCGCCACUAACAGAAUCCAAGAUGGAUUCAAGCUUCUGCAAGUGUUGAAGAGUUGGGACACAAAACCAAACAUUGUGAUCUACAACACACUGAUGCAUGCCCUUUGCAAGAAUGGGCAGGUUGGGAGAGCAAGGAGUUUGAUGAGGGAAAUAUCUGAACCUAAUAAUGUCACUUUCAAUAUCUUGAUUUCUGCUUACUGUAAAGACGAUAAUUUAGUGAACGCACUGGUGAUGCUGGAGAAAAGCUUCAACAAAGGGUUUGUUCCUGACGUUAUAACAAUGACUAAGAUAGUUGAAAUUCUAUGUAAGAAAGGGCGUCUGUCUGAGGCUGUUGAGAUCCUUGAAAGAGUAGAGGGGAAGGAAGGGGCGAUUGAUGUUUUGGCUUAUAAUACAUUGAUCAAAGGCUAUUGCAGGUCAGGGAAGGUCAAAAUCGGGCUUCGCCUUUUGCAUGAGAUGGAGAAGAAAGGAUGCCUACCAAAUGCAGACACAUAUAAUGCAUUGAUAUCUGGUUUAUGUGAGUGUUCUAUGUAUGACAUGGCCCUUGAUAUUUUUAAUGAAAUGAAAAUGGUUGGGUUAAAGUGGAAUGCUGCCACUUAUGAUGCUUUAAUUCAUGGGCUUUGCUUCGGUGGGAGGAUUCAAGAUGGGUUCAAUAUCUUAGCUUUAAUGGAGGAUAACAAAAUGGAGGGUCACAUAAGGCCUUAUAAUGGAAUCAUCUAUGGCCUUUAUAAGGAAAACCGUUUGGAUGAAGCGUUAGGAUUCUUGAGGAAGAUGGAGAAUACUUUUCCACGUCUAGUAGAUAGGAGCCUGAGAAUUCUUAGGUUAUGCGAAGACGGAUGUGUUGAUGAAGCUAAAAACACUUACAUUCAGAUGAUCGAAGAAGGUAGGGUUCCGUGUGCUCUGGUUUAUGCCAACCUAAUCCAUGUGUUUUGUGUGAAAGAACGGUUAAGGGAAGCGACUCAGGUAAUGAAUGAGAUGGUCAGGCACGGGUAUUUGCCCAUUGCUUCAACUUUCAACGCUCUAAUCAAAGGGCUUUGCAGGAAGGGUAAAACUGGGAAUGCCUUGAAAUUUAUGGAGGAUAUUGUGAGUAGAGGUUUCUUUCCUGAUAUAGAAAGCUAUAGUCUGUUUCUUGAAGCCCUUUGCAGCAAAGGAGAGUUCCACAAUGCGUUCAUCGUCUUUCUACAAAUGGUGGAAAAGGGUAUUAUUCCAAACUCUUCUUCAUGGAAUAUGUUACUUCAAUGUUUGCAUGAAGAACACCAUAGUAUGUGCCGCGUGGGUAACCACCAACUCUGUUCCAUUAUAGAGGCUUAAUCAUUUUUUAAGUUUUGCCAAAAGGGAAAACUUAAUGUAUAUAUGUAUUAUCUGUAUACAUAAAAGCACCACAUCUCAAAAUUUUCCAUUUCCCCACCCAUUGCAUCUUUAAUUAGGGCCGUCCGUUCAAAUCACCCGCAACUUCCUUUCCUUUGUAACUUCAUUUGAUAAACCAUUAUUUGUUUUGUUU